Molecule: messenger RNA, 993 nt
Organism: Ilex paraguariensis (yerba mate)
Lineage: Eukaryota; Viridiplantae; Streptophyta; Magnoliopsida; Aquifoliales; Aquifoliaceae
Source: the annotation of a GenBank genome assembly
AUGAAGUUCUGCAAGAAAUAUGAAGAGUACAUGCAAAGACAAAAUCAGAGGAAACUACCUGGGGUUGGUUUCAAGAAGCUCAAGAAAAUCUUGAAGAAGUGUAGGACAGAGCUUCAAUCCCACAAUGACCUCCAAAAUCAUGGUGAUGUGGUUCUCCACCACAUCUCCACUUGCCCCAAUCAUUGCCCAGUCUGCGAUGGAACUUUUUUCCCUUCCCUUUUAAAGGAAAUGUCUGCAGUAGUGGGUAGCUUCAAUGAACGUGCGCAGAAAUUGCUCGACCUUCAUCUAGCUUCAGGUUUCCGUAAGUACUUCAUAUGGUUUAAAGUGAAGCUGCAAGGAAACCAUCCUGCCUUAAUUCAAGAAGGCAAAGACUUGGUGACAUAUGCACUAAUCAAUGCCAUUGCGAUGCGUAAAAUACUCAAGAAAUAUGAUAAGAUUCAUUACUCUAAGCAAGGCCAAGCAUUCAAGUCACAAGCCCAAAGUAUGCACAUUGAGAUUCUCCAGUCCCCAUGGCUAUGUGAGCUUAUGGCUUUUCACAUAAAUUUGAGGGAAACAAAGGCCAUUACAAGGAAGGCUCCUGCAUUGUUUGAGGGCUGCUCUCUAAUAAUCAAUGAUAGCAAACCAUCACUCUCUUGUGAGCUCUUUGAUUCAGUAAAGAUUGAUAUUGACUUGACUUGUUCUAUAUGUUUGGAUACAGUAUUUGAUCCAGUAUCUCUUACCUGCGGUCAUAUCUUCUGCUACAUGUGUGCUUGCAAGUCUGGUUCAGUGACCAUAGUGGAUGGGUUAAAGGCAGCAGAUCCCAAGGAAAAAUGCCCCCUCUGCCGAGAGGCAGGAGUUUAUGAAGGUGCUGUGCACUUGGAUGAGCUGAACAUUCUAUUGAGCCGGAAUUGUCCUGAAUAUUGGGAAGAACGUCUUCGGGUUGAAAGAGUGGAAAGAGUUCGGCAGGCCAAGGAGCAUUGGGAAUCCGAGUGCCGGGCAUUCAUGGGCGUCUGA